This is a messenger RNA of Meleagris gallopavo (turkey), 4234 nucleotides long. RefSeq lists its product as uncharacterized. The record is from RefSeq and is a predicted model, not a curated record. Gene Ontology annotation, biological process: protein polyubiquitination; protein monoubiquitination. Lineage: Eukaryota; Metazoa; Chordata; Aves; Galliformes; Phasianidae. Gene Ontology annotation, molecular function: metal ion binding; ubiquitin protein ligase activity.
AUUGGUGUUAUCAGUCUGCGUUUGUCUGUGACAGAAUCAAUUGCUAGUUAUGGUUAUUAUGGUGACCAAGGUCUACUUUUUUCUAGCUUUCUUUUUCCGAGAAGAAUACACUAAUCCUUAUAAUUUGUCUAUACUUGAAUUGUUCUGUUACUGUAAAGUCUCUCUUCUGCCAUUUCCUUUAAUCCCAUGACUAUAGGAUGCAAGUUCUUGUUAAAUGUAAAGAGAAGAAUUACCUAAACUAAACUAACUAAACUAACCAUCACUGAGAAGGGGCAAUGGAAAAUCAUGUCAGGAAAGUGAACUGCUAUCAGGCACAAUAUAGAAAAUGGAAUGGACAGAGGCACUGUGGAAAACCCGGAUACCAUUGCUGGGGUUGGAGUGCUCCUGAGCAAGUGUAGUAGGGAAAAUUAAAACUCCACGAGAAGCAGUGUUUUAGAGGUUUGCUUUAAGAAACACUUCUUAACAAACUGCUUUUUCAAUCAGCUAAGUUUUGUGGGGAACUUUGUUAAUCUCCGCUUGUAUGUACAUUCUGCGCUAAUGCUACACUCACAAGUUGUUUUGUACAGCCAGUAACGAGUGUGAGGCGGCUUAAUAAAUGGCUGGUGAACAUUUACAGCCAUGAAAUUCAUCAGCCUACGCUCCGGCUCGCAUCACCAUACAACUCCUCAGAAGGCAAUGCACUAUUCCAUUUGCAAUGGGGCAGGGGGCGGUAGGUGGUGCAAAAUGUGCGUAGGAAAGGUCUUGGAAAUCCCAUUCAGCUUCACCCUGCAAAGAACACAUGUACCACAAAAUCAUAAUAAAUGCCAUUUAAGCCUUCGGUUCAUCACUUCACAGAGAGGCCCACAGUGUGUCUGGAUGUCUGCUACAGGAUGUUUUUGGAGUAAAACAGUCUCAGAGGCGGCCUUUGUCCAAGCACUGAGGUUGAUAUUGUUUCUCUGGCGCCUCUGUAUGGCCAGUUUGAGGCACGGACUCAGGAGAGGCAGCUAAAUUCCUGAAGGCUUUUAGGAAGCGUACGGAAGCACAGGACUAUGACAGAUAUUCAGGCCUGUGGAGGCAGCAAACUUUAUCCAUGAAUUUAUUUGUCCCAUUCCUACCAGUUUUCUAAACCAUUCUCUUACCACGGUGACAGCGGUCUUCUCCUUUCUUGAACCUCUUGAGAUUUCUGGUAUGUUUUUGCAUUUGCGUAGGAUGAAAGUAAAUAAACAUCAUCUAUAUUUCUCUGAUCCAGUCACAGCAAAUCUAAAUGUUAACAACCAAGCUGUAUGGCCAAUCAAAAUAUCAUGACCUAAGCUUCUCUGGAAGAGAGAAUUUCCAUUCAAAAUUAAUACACUGCAAGUAGAUGGAUCACAAGGGAAAAGCAAGCAAUACCAUCAUGAGCUUAAAGAAGCAGAACAUCUUCCAAUCUGAAAUCCCUUAGCUUUCCAAAAUAUGUGCCCCCCUUCUUAAUAAAUAUUAAAAUACUAAUAAAAUAUUAGUAAUAAUAAUAAAAAGAAAAAUUAUCUUCUGUCCUACUUCCUGAGAACAGGAAUGGGGUUGUCUUUCUGCAGAGUCAGAACUUGCAGCAGCGGAGCUGUUGACUGCACUGCCAUGUUUUCACUCAUCAGGAUGCAGAAACUUUUCUGGUAUGCUCACUGUCUCAUUACCAAGUUUAACCACUGGAAGUUCACUGGUGUGGCCUAUUUUCUUUGCUAAGAGCAUCAUACGUUCAGCAAAAUCUGUGGGUGUUCUUCGGUUAUGUGAAGGUUAAUGAUUAGGGUCAACAUAAACGACCCACCAGAAUGUCUCUAUCUUGCAGUGAUCUUGAUUGCUUAAAGUCUACUCCCUUAAAGAUUAUUGCUUGAAGUCUGUUCCCUAACACCAAGCUUUGAAGUUCUCCAGCAGUUUGCACUAGGUGGAACAAGCCAGUUAGUUAACCUCCCACCCGUCCUCCUAGAUUUUAAAAGAUUCUCUUGGGAGAACUAAAUCACUUGAUGAACUAAAUGAUUCUCUUGAUGAACUGAAUGGUGAAGGUCGAUUCUCAUAUGAGUCUAGGCACUCAUACUGCAGUGCCUAGACAUCAUUGAAAAGGAGGAUGUCAUUGCUACAUUUUUCUUUCUGGAUUCGACUGUGUGUCCAUAGGCUUGCGACAGCUGAGUUGUGCACUCAGUUCGGCUUAUGGAUUCUGAUGUCUCGCUGGUGUGAUUUUUCUGUCUCCAGCCUGAUCCUCCCAAUUGUAGUUCAUGUCAACUGCCUCUGAACUGGUGCUGGCAACGCAAGCCGUUCUUGCAGGACAAGCGCUCCAGUUUCAUUGCCUCAGCAGUCUCCAGUCAGCCCCUCUGGAUGGGCGGUGUCACUCCUGGCUACAAUCCCAGAAAGGAGGCAGAGCCUGGAUUAGGCCUGGUGCGUGCUGGGCAGAGGGGAUCAGCCCUGCUGCCACCGGCUAGGGGAGAAGAACAGGAGAAAAUCCCCAGGGGCGAGCCACGGGCCAUCUUUGACUUGGUGUAGGAGGAACCAAUGCAUGCAGGGGGCAGGGCAGCAGUGCUGGCUUGUGGGGAGAGUCAGUUAGGCCCGUGUCCUGUUGCCUCAGAGGAAGACAUGGGUUUUGUUGAAGGCACCCCAGUGCUGUACAGAUCUGGAGAUUUGUCACGGCUGGGGCGACGUGGGAAGACUCAGUCAAAGCUCCAGACACUGCUGCAAAAUGCCAACAGCGAGCAGACACAAUAUAGGGAACGGAAGGGACAGAGGCACUGCGGAAAACCUGGAUGCCAUUGGUGGGGUUGGAGUGCUGCAGAUGAUGCUCGCCCGUUGUGACGUCACUGGCACCCAUCCCCUACAUGAGGGAUAGUGACAUACGCAGCAGUGGAUUGUGACCUCUUGGCCCUCACUGCCUGUAGCCGGGCACAGAGUCUCUCACUCUGCCUUGUGCUCUCACUCCAGCCGAGCGUGUCCGUGAGGUUUGGAGCAAGCAGCAAGGAUAGCCUUGGUGCUGGUCUCGUGCUCUGGGAGCUGCCGACAGCUGCUCUCAGUGCUCGUCCCCAGAGCCAUUCAAGCUUCUUCCCCGCCCUGCCUGGCUCAGGCAGCCGGGGCACCCAGGAGGCCGCAGCAGCUAAGGGAACCGCGUGACCCCUGCUGCUGCAGCAGCGGGGUGAGGAGCAGCCCCUCAUCCCCUUCGCUCUCCUGCCCACCAUAGCAGCUGGACAGCAUGGCCACCGAGCUGGACCGUCGCUGCCCCAUCUGCCUGGACACCAUGGAUGACGCCAGCUACGUGAUGCCGUGCCUGCAUCGGUUUUGCUUUGGCUGCAUCCAGCGGUGGGCUGAGAGCAGGCCUACGUGCCCCCUCUGCAAACGCAGCGUGGGGUCCAUCUUGCACUCGGUGCGUUCGGACGACAGCUUUCAAGAGCUUGUCAUUGGGCAGCAGGUGAGGGCCAGAACAGCCCCUCACCACGCAACACCAGUGCAAGAGCAAACAGGGGCGGCGCCCACCUGGCCGUCCAUGUUCCGCCAGAUUCCAGCUGUGCUCCGGCCCCUGCUGCCCUGGCUGCGCCAGGAGCUGAGGCAGCUUUUCAUGUCUGACCACAGGGCAGCCUCUGCAGCACAGCGCCACGUCAUCUCUGGCCUGUGCUACUUUGGCCUGGACGAGGGAGCACUGACUUUGUGGCUGCACUGCUCCCUGCGAAGCCGGGCCGCCAGCUUUGUGCGACGGCUCGUUGUACAAGCUGCGCGGGUGUGCAGUGGGCAGGUGCAACAUCUGCCUGGCCCGGAGGCCUCCCAUGCUGCCACAGGACGGGAGGGCAGCCCCUACCCCGGCCCACAGCCCUCCAGGAGCACCGGGGAAGACAACGUGGAGGAGGAGCUUCCUGUCUCCUCAACCGCUGCCCUUAGUGAGGGUCCCAGCCAGCCUCCAUCCAUCCUGGCUCCAGGGCGGACCAGCCAAGCAGCAGCCCAGCAGGAGCCGGGGGAGGCAGUGCCAGGUCCCUCAAGCACCGGCACGGGCAGGGAGUGCUCACGCAGGGCGCCUCGGCGAGCUCCGAAGAGAAGGGCCCGCAAUUCUGAGGCCUCUGCACCUCCUGCCAAGAGGCCACCCCAUCGGCAGCACUAGGACACCGCCCCAGCAGCUGGCGAGAACAGGGCUGGGCCUGCAGCUGGGGCACAACCAGCCCUCGGGGGCUUGGUCUUUCAGACCACAGAAUCACAGAAUGGCCCGGGUUGGAAGGAACUUCAAAGAUCACGAAUCUCCAACCGCCCCACCACGGGC